UGUACUUUAAACGGAACUUUCUGCUUCCUCCUCGUCCCUCGGUUCCUCCUCUACUGUUACCAUAUAUUCGAUAACAGCUGUCAUAUUGCUAUGUUAUGCAGGUCACUGUUGGCGAGUGCGUGCACUCUCGGUGUUUUUGGAGCUGCUACAUAUAAAUUUGCUCCUCCUAGGAUACAAGCAGCCGCCUUAAGUUCAAUUGUGAGAAAAUCCUCUAUUGUGGAACAAACUGACAUGAAGAUUGAACUACUUCCAGCACUCUCAGAUAAUUAUAUGUACCUUCUCAUCGAUGAGGAUACAAAAGAAGCAGCCAUUGUUGAUCCAGUGGAGCCAGUAAAGGUUGUGGAAGCGGUGAAAAAGCAUGGCGUCAAACUUAAAACUGUCAUGACCACACACCAUCACUGGGAUCAUGCAGGUGGAAAUGAAAAAAUGGUAAAACUGGUUCCUGGGCUGACGGUCUACGGAGGGGAUGACCGAGUGGGUGCCUUGACCAAGAAAGUGAAACACGACAACACAUUCAAGGUUGGCUCACUCAACGUUAAAUGCUUGUUCACUCCAUGCCACACCACUGGACACAUCUGCUUCUUUGUGACCAAGGACGGCAGCACCGAACCACCAGCUGUUUUCACAGGAGAUACCCUGUUUGUUGCUGGCUGUGGGAAGUUCUUUGAGGGCACUGCGGAACAGAUGUACAAAGCACUGAUUGAGGUUCUUGGUCAGCUCCCUCCUGAAACGCGUGUAUUCUGUGGUCAUGAAUACACGGUGAACAACCUGAAGUUUGCACGCCAUGUUGAACCAGAUAAUGAAGUCAUUCGGAAAAAGCUUGCCUGGGCCAAGGAAAAAUGCUCAAAUGGAGAACCAACCAUCCCAUCAACCUUGGCUGAUGAAUUCUCGUUUAACCCAUUUAUGAGAGUACGGGAGAAGUCAGUCCAGGACCAUGCAAAGACAAGCGACCCCAUUGACACAAUGCAAAGCAUUCGGAAGGAAAAAGACAACUUCCGUGUCCCCAAGAAUUAAAGUGAACCAAUGAAAACGCUCCAAAAAGCCUUCCAUGCCACAGCCUACUCUGUUACUACCACACUACAUACCAAGAGUAUCAAAAGCUACUUCUGACAAUAACAAAGCUAUUUUAGCUUGCUUUUCUUUUUAAACGUUGUAUAUCUGUGGCAUCACUGGUAUUUGAAACAUGAUUUGGUUCAUGCAGCGUGUACAGAAUGAUAUUACCUGUAAAUGUAUAACAUAAAGGAUAUUUUAAUAUUGCUGAGGUCUUAAAGUUGGAAGCCCGAUGAUGGGUAACCACAUAAAAUGUUAUAAAAUGACAAGAAAAGCAGGGAAUUUUCAUUUUGAGCAAUGUAGGCCAUAGGCCUAACUUCUGCUAUUUGCUUGCGAAGAAAUAGCUGUGUGGUACUAUUUUGUUCAUGUAAAGCUGUUAUUAUAGGAUAUGCACAGUUUUAGUGUGGAUUAGGUCUAUUCAAGAUGCAAUAUUGUUUCAUCAUUUGCUUUGAAGAGUUAGAUUUACAAAGAAUGAUUUAGCUUCUUUUUUUUUUUCGUCAGUAACACCAUUCAUGUCGAAUCUUGAAAUGUUAUCCAGCAGAUUUUGCACUUUUUGUUCUCAAAAAAUGUUUUGUCAACAUUGUCAACAAGAUGUAAUAAUUAUUUAGCAAUGCAUAGCCUAUAUAAAAAUGUUAAGCAUCACAAAA
Molecule: messenger RNA, 1697 nt
Organism: Sardina pilchardus (European sardine)
Lineage: Eukaryota; Metazoa; Chordata; Actinopteri; Clupeiformes; Clupeidae
Gene: hagh
Product: hydroxyacylglutathione hydrolase
Exons: 9
Coding region: 91-1014 (307 amino acids)
Biological process (GO): glutathione metabolic process
Cellular component (GO): mitochondrion
Molecular function (GO): hydroxyacylglutathione hydrolase activity
Source: RefSeq, a predicted model, not a curated record